This is a messenger RNA of Cryptosporidium ubiquitum, 1170 nucleotides long. RefSeq lists its product as uncharacterized. The transcript has a single exon. Gene Ontology annotation, cellular component: cytosol. Lineage: Eukaryota; Apicomplexa; Conoidasida; Eucoccidiorida; Cryptosporidiidae. Gene Ontology annotation, molecular function: protein kinase A regulatory subunit binding. The record is from RefSeq and is a predicted model, not a curated record. The coding region runs from base 1 to 1170 and encodes 389 amino acids.
AUGACUAAAAAAAAAAGAGAAUCUAAAGAAAAACUUGCUGAAGAGAGAAAAGUUGUGGGGGCAGAGAUUUAUAAUACUGAUGAACAUUUUUCUCAGAAUAGUCAGUUUCACUCAAAUGAAAUAGAAAAAUUGGAUGAGAAUAUUUUGUUCCCACCGACAAAUGUUCUUGAGAUACGAAACAUCUUUCAGAAACUAGAAGAUGAAGAAAGGGGGAGAAUGGUAAAUGAAUAUGUUGAUUUGAGUCAAAUUCCAGCAAACUUGAUGAGAAAACUUUCAUUUUUUAAACCUACAGAUGAAGUACAAGUAAAUAGGGAUGGUGAUUUCUCAGAUUCUGAAAGCGAUGAGCCCGAAGAAAGUGCUCAACUUGGGUUAGAUUUUGAAAAUUUGGAAUUUGCAGAUGACUUUGAAGAAGCAAAUCAAAACUUGAAGGUGAAUCAGAAUCCAACUCACUUCUUUAGUUUGGCAUUUAAUCACCACUCUUGCAAUCUAAUUAAAGAAUUCAGAGCUUUGAAAAAAACAGUAGGUAAUUCAACGGAAUAUGGGGAGAUUAAACCGAGCUAUUUCAUUGAGGAGAAAAAACUACACAUCACUUUGGGAUUAGUUCAAGCAGAAACACCUCAAGAACUUGCUCUUUGUGAAAACGCAUUAUUGAAGUUAACGGAAACUCGGGAAUUUCAAGACUUUGCAGAUGAAGCAUCUCCCGAAAAGGGGUUCCCAGUGGAGCUACAUGGAUUAGGUUAUUUUGGAUCUCCAAAUAAUUCUAGAGUAGUAUAUGCAAAAAUAUCAGAGAAUCAUAAAGUAGCUAUAAUUAAACGACUUUGGUUUAAACUUUGCGAGAUCCUUAUAAGAUCGGGGGUUAAAGUAACUACAUCUGAUAUUAGCCCUGAAGCUAGUAACAAAAAUCAAAGUAUAACAGAAACGGUCAUACAAGAAUAUAAUCCACAUGUAACUUUCAUCAAUACGAAGUACGGCUCUAAAGGGGAGAAACAGAGAUUAACAUUUAAUUCAAGUAAGCUAGUUAGAUCAUACUCAAAAAAAAGUUUUGGUCCUGGAUAUAUCUCUGAAAUCCAACUUAAUGAAUUAUCUGGAUUAAAAGAAAUAGGAGUCAGUAGUAAUGAGGAACAGGUAUAUAAAACUAUUUCCUUUGUUAAAAUUAACGGUAAUGAAUAG